AUGUACAUACGUGCUGAACUAGUUGAUCCAGAUCGCAUGCUCGUUGAGAUGGGAACUGGAUAUUUUGCAGAAGUUAGUCGUGAAAAAGCCCGCGACUUCUUCGACCGUAAAAAGAAAUAUAUCACGAAACAGGUUGAAACGAUAGAGAAAAUUAUUCUUGAUAAGAAACGAACGAGAAAUAUCAUAUCCGAAACGCUACAAUCUAAGAUCCAAGCACAGCUUGCCCAAAUGCCGCUGCCAAAGUGA
Messenger RNA from Cooperia oncophora, 246 nucleotides. Lineage: Eukaryota; Metazoa; Nematoda; Chromadorea; Rhabditida; Trichostrongylidae. The record is from the annotation of a GenBank genome assembly.